GCCAACGCUUCAGCCUCACGCCCCGCAUGAAUGAGCUAUACACGUGGCUCUCCGCGAAGCGAUGGCGUCGUUCCAACUACGCUUGCGCGAAACCGCAGGGCGUUCUCUCGUGUCCUGGUCGCUGGAUUUAAACCGCACCCCCCGCGGCUCGUUUAAACAUGCGCAGAAGAGGCCCCGUGCUGGGGAGGGAGCAUGCGUGUUGGGAAGAAGGAAGAAGCCAGUGUGUCUUUCCAGAGCCGAGGGCGGCAUGCAGGCGGCCCUGGAAGUAACCUUGCGGUACUGCCACAAAGAAACUGAGCAAUAUGGCCGGUGUGUUGCUGCUAACCCUUCCUCCUGGCAGCAGGACUGUCACCAACUCAAACUCGACAUGGCGAAAUGCACAUCAUCCCACCCAAUUAUUCAGAAGAUUCGCCAAGACUGUGCUGAAUCAUUUACUGCAUUUGAGCAGUGCCUUAAGACAAACCAGAGUUCUUCAAUCAAAUGUUCUGAACACCUCCAGAAGUUUCUCCUCUGUGCUGACCAGGUGAAACUGAAUACAUAAGUUCAGCUUUUUGAUUUCUUCAGUAGAAACCUUGCUAUUCCUUGAAGUGGCAUUAAGACUAAAAGAUUUGGCCACAAAGUGGCAUCAGCUACUCACCUAUCAUGAAGAUCCACAGGUAUCCUUCCAAGCCCUCAGCAUCAUUCAUUUAUCUGCAGCUGUCCAAGACAUCUCAGCUUGGCACAGUGAAAUUUAGCUGUGUUGGCAUGACAGUGGAAUCUCAACUUUACUUGCAAACCCAGGUGUCUGGGGUAUACAUUUUAUUGGGCCUGGAACUUUUGCAGGCACUGUGCAAUAAACUGCAAAGACCCCAAAUAAUCUUUUCUGACCCAAGUUUGCAGACAGAGAAUUGCAGUGUUCUGUGGCUCAAAGCAGAGUGAUCCAGGUAGAUUAAUGGGCAGAAGAAAAAAGGAACCUAAUUUGCUGUGGAACUUCUCUGAAAGCAUUUUGAUGUUCUCUCAUGGACUGUGAGACUUGCCCUAGGGUAUCCUGUUUAUGUCUAGCUAGUUGGCAGCGCUUAGCCAACUUUGACCUCAAAAAUCUAAACAGGGUCAGACCUAAUUACUUCUCAGAUGGGAAGUCACCAUAGAAUACCAUAGCUGUAUACCAGAUAGGGAAGUAAAAGAGAAAUCCUGGAAGAAGACACAGAUAAACUAUUUUUGUAUGUUACCAAGAAAACUCCAUGGACAUAUCCACUUAGUCACUAGGAUACAAGCUUGAUUCAGAGGAGACAUGACUGCAAUACUUUUAUUUUAUUUAUAGUCAGUAGAGGGCACUCUGUUAACAUCAGAACCUUCUUGAUUCUUUGCUUUAUAAUCCUGUUGUAAAAUAUGACAAGACGAAUGACAUGACACGCAAGGUUACCCUAAUGAAGUUCAACAGUGGUCAGUCUUAAAUAUCUAAUGCCUCUGGCUGGAUUUAGAUUUACUCCUUAAAACAUUAUUGGAGUGUUAA
Molecule: messenger RNA, 1492 nt
Organism: Python bivittatus (Burmese python)
Lineage: Eukaryota; Metazoa; Chordata; Lepidosauria; Squamata; Pythonidae
Gene: CHCHD5
Product: coiled-coil-helix-coiled-coil-helix domain containing 5
Biological process (GO): cellular respiration
Cellular component (GO): mitochondrial intermembrane space
Source: RefSeq, a predicted model, not a curated record